Stylophora pistillata is the source of this 5210-nucleotide messenger RNA. RefSeq lists its product as uncharacterized. The record is from RefSeq and is a predicted model, not a curated record. NCBI's taxonomy places the organism in Eukaryota, Metazoa, Cnidaria, Anthozoa, Scleractinia, Pocilloporidae.
CUCGACUAUCGUAAGAUUCCUUUGGAAAAGAUUCUUUUAGUUUCAUUUACUAACGAUUGAUAACAACUUGAGGAGCCCUGAAGACAGUUGCAGGCGCUCUGCUUUCGGACGUUGUUUAGUAAGCAUGACCUUGGCAGCCACUUUCGUUUUUCUUGCUGUGGUACAAGGAAUUCAAGCUAACAAGCUUGGCAAGCCAUUCAGUAUUCUUGACGGUUUGAGGCCAGUCUUACCUAGCGAUGAUAAUAUCAGUCCACUAUUUUACCCAGUGACAAAGUCCACACUGUUGAAAAACGUACAACAUCAAACCACCCAGAGUGGCAGUACAUACUUCGAUGACUUUAUCCAGUUGACCUUCCAUCCUGAUGAAAAGGAUUUAACCAAACAAUUCUUCGCCAUUUGGCGUUUUGAGGAUGAGAUCCGUGACGCAGCAGCAUUCACCUAUCAACCGAGUUCAACUAACUUGGAUUCCUAUGCGCAACUUCUUGGGAUAACUCCUUGUAACAUGGUGGGAAAAUCUUAUGUUCUGGCACGCUAUUGGAAGAAAAUAAGUUCUACCAUUAUCACCAAUUCAGAAUUUUCAAACCUUGAGCCAACCUCCGUUUCCCCAGAUGCUACAAGUGACAACAUAACAGAUCUUUUUUCAAAAUACGGUACCCAUUACGUUUCAGGUUAUGAGAUGGGCGACUUUAUUUAUCAAGUAUUUGUGUACGACAAAGAAAUCGGUUCAAAGAAAGUCCGUCCAUUCUUUCCCUUCCAUGAUCCUUCUUUCAGCUUUGGUUCCAGAGGUUACUCUUUCCGACCGUUUACCCAGCCAAGAGAUGGAACAGUUGGAUAUUGUCUUGAGGCGGGAAAGAUUUUGGCAGCGAGCGGUGAUACUGCUUUGAAGGAUAUCCUACCGAAACUGAAGGACGACGUGUACAAAGUGAAGGAGAGUAUAAUUAUGUUUUUAGUAACAAAAGCUUACCAAGACACAGAAAAUCUAAAAAAGUUAAUCCCAAUGAGCCUUUCCUUCAAAGCAAUUGUUAACACACUCUUCAUGGCAGAAUCACCCUCUAAGUUGAAGUGGAACGAGAUACUAUCUUCGACGAUCUUCCAGAAAUUUGGGGCAGCCAGCUACCCAAACUUUCCUUUGCUUGUUGACCCUAAUGUUGCUAGUUUUUAUGGAAGUUUCAACCCUGACCUUGUAACAUCCACCGCUACUAACUUUGUCACCAUAAGCCAAAUGAAGUUUAUUCUGGAUGAGUUCGUUGUUUCAAACCCUAAGUUCGUCACGCAUUUAUUCAUCUUUGCCGAUGUCUUGCAAAUCAGUGAAACUGCCAAGCUGAUGCUUCCUGGCUCAAAAAAGAUUUAUCUUGUGUGUCGAGAAUUCUUAGCUUUAUCCUCUGGUAAUAAAGUACCAGAAAUAAUCGUUGGAUCCCAUAAAAAUUCUGAGCCCCUCGUUAAAAUAUUUGCCAAAACCUUUCGUGGAGUAUUGAAGCUGACCCAAUACAAGACUGACACACAUUACACUUACGCAAACGAUUACGUGUACAAGACUGUGGAAGACCCAAACGACCAAUUUACAGUCAAGGUCGACAAUACCAAGAAACUGGUCUACCCUGAUAGGAAAACUGCAGCGGAAUUGUACGACAGCAACGGAAAAUCACAUGACGCAAGGUGGGUCUACCAAAGCUUUGUGAACAGCUUAGAGCUAGCUGCGACCAGUGUACAAAGCAUUUUGGCCGCCCGUUCCUCGCCCAGUUUAAUGAACACAGCCGGGAAAUCAGCAGGCGAAAGUUUGAAUUGGAUAGCAGAGACCCUGUGGACAUCUUUACCCUUAUCCCCCGACCUUGAAAUGGUCCUUGGUCGUGUUUUACUUUUAAGUAAGACCCAGCUGACAGAGUACGCUAAGUCAAGACUCAUCGUCCCAAGGUUAACUUUCCUACAAUAUAAAGCGCUCUACAAUAAACUAUUGACAGCGGUUGCCAACUACGAAGCCACAUAUAGAACAGUCUCCACUGAAAUACAACGUCACAAACAGCUAGAGAAAAUAACCACUUCUUUGAAAGAACUCAACAAAAAUGUCAAAAGCACUGGUACUUUCUUGGUUGAAAAGGCUGAAGUGAACGCCAAGUACCAAGAUGACGUUGCCAAUACUCAGCAAGCUCUUCAUGACUUGGAGAAAGAUCAAAUCAGCCGUAAAGAAGCCGAGGCACAAAGGUUACUUCAGGAGAUCAUAAAAAUCCAAGACGAGGUGAAAAAUAAAGGAGACGCGUUGGUUAAAGCAGUUAAACAGUACCUAACAGAGCAAAUAAUCUCAACCAUUGUCAGCGUUGCUGAAGUCAUCGGGUCGUUGUUUACGGGAGGCGUCGGCCUGGCGAAUAUCGACAAGAAACUGACAGGGAUUGUCCGAAUUGCGGAAAAGAUAAAGAAUAUUGUCCAAAUUAUUGAGCAAGUUAAUAAGCUUUAUGCACUCGGCAGAGAUUUGAGGAAUGAUAUUGGUACGGUCAACCGAGCUUUAGAUAACAUUCCAAGUGUAUCGAUCAGUAAAGAUAGUUUCCCAACAAUGCAGGACUGGGAAGAUUUUGAAAAUGAUGUGGUGUCCUUUACAAGUACUUCAGGCUUUCUACCAGAACAGGUGGCCGGAGAGGCGUUGGAUUUUCAGCGUGAGGCAAAACGUUUAUCGUCAAGGGGCAAGAGCUACGUAAACAUUGCUGCAAACAUAGCCGAAAGAAAAUACAAACAAAUACAAAUCGAAAUGCAGCGAGAUCUCGCCAAGAGACAGAGCGCUCGUUUACGAACACUCAAGACCAUAUUGAAACAAACAGACCUCUCGGAUAACGAUGCCAAAACUACUGAUCUCUUUGAAAUUGGUAACAUUAUCAAGAUGAAAGAAAACCUAGUACGCUCACAGCUUAUCCAAACGUUUGUCACUAUGGACGCUGCUCUGGUAUACCAAUAUCUUCAAAACCCAACGCUGGUAACAAGCUAUGACACUAUGGCCAUUCAAGCGGCGGCCAUUCGUCACGUGCAAUCGUCUAUUUUAGCAUUAGAAAGCUUUCCCACUAGCCCUGUGAACCUAAAAGAGCCCAUAGAAUAUCCAGUUUCCGAUGUAGCCGUCAAAGCUUUGCUAUCUGAGGAAGGGUAUGCGAUUAGAAUUCCUUUGACCUCUCUUCCUUUUCUUGAGUAUGUGCGAGUCCGUGUUGUGAAAAUAGAAGUACAAGCAGACAAUAUCGCACAGUCCAAAGACGACACUGCAUAUAUUCAAGCUAUUGCCUUGGGUGAUUCCUUCGAAGACAGAGACCUUAACCGUAAUCCCAAGUCCUUUACAUCCACACCCACUGAAUAUCGUUUUGUCUAUAACAUUAAAACGGGAACAUCAGUGGUGGAAGUCAAUCCAUCUCCAGACUUCGCUGACAAGUUUAUAAAAAUGACUCCUUUUGACACUUGGAUAUUCCGUUUUCCAAAAGCUUCCACUAACGAAGGAAUCCAGUUCUCGACAGCGCUUACCACUCUCAGGAUCAAAUUCUUCGUGAACGUCAUCUUCCACCCCCCAAAAUCGACCAACAGUGACCAACUGUUCCGAAGUCACAUUUCCGACGACGUGUUAGGUAGCAAAGCAAAGCUUCUCCAAGAUCUGAGCGGUCGCUCAUUGGUGCGUGAGUGGGAUGCCGUUAUGGCAGUGAGCGCUGCGCGCGUGAAUCAGCUCUGGAAGAAUAAGUACGACAGUAACACCGAGGCUGGAUUCGUCAAGGAAAUAGUAACCGAAAGAUCUCUGGUCCAAGAAACCAGACGAUUCAAACUCGAAGCUAGAAUCAUAAUGCAUGUUGGGCCACCCAUAAUUCAGUUUAUUAGAAACAACCAAAACAGGGCAACUCUGAAAAUCCAAAUAAAAAAGGCGACCUUGGAGUACUGGGACAUAAGUAAAAGAGGAAAUGACGUGGAUCAUUACAACGAAACUGCAGAAGUUACAGACAAAACUGAGAUCACUGGCACCAUGAACUUACUUAAACUGGAAGGAUCGCUAACAAAAGGGAGAGUGGUACUUGAUCUAAGUGAUGGAGUAUUCGAUGUCAUACAGUUACCUUUGAGUGACACCCUGAAAGCAAACAUCAAAACCCAAAUUGAGGUAUACUUUAACACCAAGUUAAAAUCAGAUAAUUACGAAUUGGCUCGAAUCACUUUCGAAGAAAAGCUCACACCAGCCGGUCUUGUGCCAGACAAGUUCUACCUUGCAACGGGUGGAUUCGAAACUGCCAGUUCCGGCUACGGGACAUUGUAUAUCUUCUUUAAAACACGUUCGGCUAAAUCGACCGUAACAGACCAAACCAAAAAAGACUUUAACGAUCCGCUUUCAAUUGACAAGAAAGUUAUCCCCAAUGAAUUUGAAGUUGCCUUGUUCAUCAGUAAUAGAGUGAUCUUCGACGAUAUCAUAAGAGAAGACAUUGGAAGGAAAUUCAAGUUUGGUGCCCACACAGAAGUUCUUCCUGGCCAAUCAGUAUCACCCAGCCAGCAAGCCGUGUACGUAAAGGGAGAUGAUGGUGCCUCCCACAGUAUCUAUAUGGCCCUAAAAUUUGAUAGAUAUCCAGGGACAUACCCUUUUACCUUCGUUAUGCCAGGAAACACCCUCACAGUUAAACCUUUAAACAAUGGCCAAAAACUUCAAGUGCACUGGGUCAACAACAACUUGGAGUUAACCAUCCCAUAUGUCACUACCUCUUGCGGGAGACUCUUUUGUCAUGACUCGACUCAAUACAAGUCAGUUAGCUUCAGCACCAAAUACGUGAGAAACUUCCAAGCCUCCAUUGACAGCGACUUGACGAUAUCGUACAAAGACGAGUCUGGAUCUGUAUCCGCAAGUAGUGUACAUCAUUGGACUGAUUUUUUCAAGGCCCACACUUACAAAACUGCGAGAGACACGAUCACCAGCAAUGUGAACAAUUACUUGUCAGGCUUGCAGUUCAACUUUCGAAGCAUAUCUGCAUUUGCGCUCACUCAGGUUCUCUUCCCAAACCAGAAAGUGUUUGUCUUGACCGAGGUCUACAUACCAGGCGACAUGGUUAUCCUUGGCACUGUUAACACCAAUCCCACGACAGCCGCCAAGUGAUAAACAAGCUGGAAUCUAAAAUUACAAGCGAAAAGAAGUUUGUUUGCUAGAGUUUUCAGUUCCAAUACCAAAGAUGCAAACUUAAAUUAAUGUCAUAAUAAAGGUGUUAAAUUAACUGAUCUGA